Phyllotreta striolata is the source of this 2051-nucleotide messenger RNA. The record is from the annotation of a GenBank genome assembly. Lineage: Eukaryota; Metazoa; Arthropoda; Insecta; Coleoptera; Chrysomelidae.
UUGGUUUCUUUAUCGGGCGUUUCGUCGACGUACGUGCAACAUUCCUGCACCAUUUUGGCCACGGCUUGUUUCAAUUGAGAUCGUCUCUUGGUCAAUAGGAUGAUGUGCUCGUUGAGGGCGCUCCAAUUUUUGGCCUCUUUGCAAAGCUGGCAAAUAGCCACCAGCACCCUUCCGGUCGAUAUCAUAUCGGCUCCCGUUCUGGUUUGCUUUUCCAAGGCGAGCAAUUGAUCGAGGGCAUCGUGCAGUUUACCGGCCUUCGCCAGUUUCUGGCAUUCGGGUAUUUUCUCGUCGCACGCUCCGCUGUAAUCCACUUCCAUUUUGAUAAUUUUACCGGAAUCCGUCGCCAAAGCCUCCAUUGUGAAUGAACGUAUGUACCUUAGUAGGAAAAUGUAUUUUCGAUUCGUUAAAUUCGGAAUAUUCUUGCUCAAAAAUUAAAAACACAAGUCAUCAAACCAAAAAAUGCAAACGAAGUUUUGACAGUAAUGACAGGUGACUUAAAGGUUAAUUUAGAUCUACUUCUAUGUGAUUCUACGGUUAAAGUUUAGAAAAAAGAAGAAAAUGUAAAAUGUCACUUGAACAAAACGUCACAAAUUAAAUUUUUAUUUAUAGGUUAAGUGAACUUGAAAGAGAUAUGCUUCACUGCUGUUAGAAUGCAUCUAACAUCUCUCAUGAGAACAGUUCUCUACAGGGCUACGUUUAGAUUAACCAACAAAACGAUAAUGACUACUCCUCGAAAGCUCCAAGAAGUGGUGGACGAGCUCAAAGGCAAUCCGUACUACGACAAAUACGCUUCGAAAAUAGCCAAACUACAAAAAGAGAACCCCGGCGAAUUCAACGCCCGACUCGAAGAUGUCGAUGCGAUAAAAAAUAACAAAAUCGAAAGCCCCAAACGGGACGGAAGACAGUUCUCACAACUGCUCCAACCCAAAACCCGCAUCGCCGACGAGUACCAACUAAAACGAGAACCGCUCGAUAAAAUAAUGAAAACCGAAUUGAUCAAAGACAAAACCAGCGAAGAAAUAACCUCCAUUUGGCUGGAAUACCACAAGCACAAAGACCACUGCAUAGCAGCCACGAUACCAUCGCAGCACUUCGAUAAACUAACCGAAAACGCCGCCAAAUACCCCACUUUCCUAUUCGCCCUGCCCCGAUCGCAGGGCUUCGAGUUCAUAAUGUGCCAAUUCGCCCAAAACUCCGUGCACUUUACGCCUCUACUCUACUACCAAGUGCACAAGGAGAACGCGCCCGAAUGCCUCACCAUCACCCACUACGAUGAAUUCAAAGAGGACAAAGGCCUCGUCCUGAUGCGCGGCGAGUACGACAAGAACGUCAUCAACCCACAGGAGGCCCAAUGCCUGGCCAAUCAGCUGCAAAUGUAUUACGUGCAGGAGGAUCUGGAGAAGAAGGAACUCAUGGAAGUGUUCACCAACGAACCGGAUAAAUUCAAGCAUACUGAUCUCAUCAAGCAUAUAGAAAACUUGACUAUAUCUUAAAAUUGGAUGGCUGUAAAUGUAUAAAUAAAACGUUUAUUAGAGCAAAUGUAAGGUAUAAAUACAUCGAUAUUAAAGCAUGUAAAUGCUAUAAAGUUUGGCAUGUUUCCAUUUUGAUUUGAUUAAAUGCAAAUUGACAGAUAAAUCUACAGGGUGAUACACUUUAAUGCGUCACUCUAUAUAUUUCAAAAUCCUUAUUACUUAAUAAAGCGCCACAAAAAACAUGAAUACUUUUUUUGUGCUAUAUUUAUACGUAAUCUAAAAUAAUUAAUCCAUCCUGUUAUACAUAAAAAAAAUGUUAAAUUAAAUUCAAUUGCAUCUUUAAAAUAAGGUCCGUAAUCGAAAUAUAUUAAUACAACUCCUAAUAUACACACGCACACUGAUCGAAAUUAAUAGAUAAAACGAAAAUAAACGCUAAAUACUAUACAAAAGCGAAAUAAAAUAAUAUGAGCAAUUUAAUUGAAUGAAUAUUUUGGUAUUUUAGCGAAGAAAAUCGUUAUUUUGUUUAUGUAAUAAUUAGGAUCAAAAUAAUACCCUGAAUUGUUUUGAAGCGUAUCCAGA